Molecule: messenger RNA, 2120 nt
Organism: Drosophila nasuta
Lineage: Eukaryota; Metazoa; Arthropoda; Insecta; Diptera; Drosophilidae
Exons: 3
Coding region: 185-2011 (608 amino acids)
Biological process (GO): SCF-dependent proteasomal ubiquitin-dependent protein catabolic process
Cellular component (GO): SCF ubiquitin ligase complex
Molecular function (GO): RNA binding
Source: RefSeq, a predicted model, not a curated record
AUCGCCUAUCCACAUUCAUUCAUUUUUUGUGAAUACAGAGUAACAAUUCUAAAUAUUUGUACAAGUUUGACAGUUCUUUAUUCAUUAUUAAAAGUAGUUGUCUGCAAAUCAAUCUCAAAUCAUAUGGCAAACAAAUUUAGUUUUUAAUGUCAUAGGAACUUUUUAGACAACUAGCUCAAGAAAAAUGGAUUGUAUUUCAUUUGCUGUGGAUUUGUGGAAUGCUCAAACUCCGGCGAAACAAACAUUUUACUUCAAAGAUGAACUGGUGUACACCGAAGACCAUGUAUUAGUGAAGAACCUGUUUUUCUUUAAUAUUUCAAAUUUGGUGACAUCGCGUCAGCUGCGUAAGUAUUUCGCCAAAUUCGGAAAUGUUGCUCGCCUGCAAAUACUGGAAGCAAAGGGAACUGCCAGUAAGCCAAGAAGUGGAUAUGUUUGUUUUCACAAUCCUCGUCAUGCGGCCAAAGCAUUGCAGCGCAAAGUGCACUAUGUCAAUGGAUGCCGUCUGAGCGUGAGACCCAGCGAUAGUUGGCAUCAACCCGAUGCGCAGGACUUAACGCGUUAUCCAGCAAAUAUGCAGCCACCAAAAAGAAACGAUUCCAAGGCAGAAACUAUACCCAUAAUGCGUCUAAAUGAUGACUGUUUGGAGCAUAUAGUACGUAUGUUAGCGCUAGCCGAUCGCAUACACUUUGCUCGCAGCUGCAUUCGCUUUCGCAACGUUUAUCAGAAUGUGUCGCCAACGCUGGAAAAAUUUGUGAAUUUUCAUACUUUCGAGUCAAUGACUGUGUGGGAUGUACGAGACUUCUUCAAGCUUUCCGGCAGGCAUGUUCAGCAUAUUGAGGGUAUUAUGCCAGAACGUCACUGCAAACAUGUGUGCGAAUUUCUGGGAAAGUACUGCAUUAAUCUGCAAUCGAUGCGAGUCAUGGCAAACAAACUGACAUCGACAUCCAUGUCCAAAAUGUUUGCCAAACUGAAGAGUCUCGAAAGUGUCGAGUUACGUGGUUGCGCUCUAAGCAAUGAUGGGCUACUGGCUAUGGGUCAUCUAAAGAAACUGAAGAAAAUCGAUUUGGCACACAAUGAUAGGCUGACUGGUGAGAAUAUGGAUCGAUUUCCACGUUGCGUCGAAACUUUGAUCCUAACGAACUGUUCUGGCAUCUUAGCCGAGAAGUUAGCUGUGGCUUGCAAGGCAUUGACACAGCUUAAGGAACUGCAUCUGAAGAGUGUACAAAGAUGUUUUAGAGAACUGGUCGUUGAAAAGUGCUGUGAAUCUCUCGAAGUGUUGGCCACGAACUGUGGAAGUCGCGAAUAUGCUGAAUACCAAUACGUUGGACAAUUACCGAGCCUGAAGAAACUUAUACUACAUUCCUAUCCAACUGAUACGCUACCCACCAGAUUAAUUACUGGACUGGCGGAGCACAAAUCCAUGCAAUUGGAGUACUUUGAAUCCCGCGGCUCCAACUGUAUCAAUGCUCCCAUGCUCUUGGAUAUUGGCAAGUUGGGCGCGUUGCGUACGCUUUAUUUGCCCAACAACAAUGAAAUUACCGAUCAAAGUCUAGAAUCAUUAUACUCUCUUCAAAAUUUAGAGGAGAUCAAUCUAAAAUAUAGUAUCAAUAUAACUGAUAACGGCAUACUUCGACUUAUACUUGCAUGCGCAAAGCUGCAUGUGUUGCAUCUUAAUGAUUGUGUCCAAAUCACGGACCAACUACUAAAAGAUAUUAUUUUGAAAUUAAAACUCGCACAAAACACGCCACGAACAUUUCCCAUUAAGCUAACUGUGACUGGGACUAGUGUCAAUUAUCAGACGUUGCAUCAUCCGGAGGUGGCUGCCAAGAAAAUUAUCGAUGUAACUCUCACACUGCCAUCCGCGGGCACUUGUAGUUUCAACAUGCACGAUUUAUUCAACAUUGAUCCUGAUGACUAUGACUUUGAUUCCGACAAUUCGUUCGACACGGAGUUCGAGGACGAAGAUGACUUUCUCAGUGACGAUAGUGAUCCGCACUUUGAUUUUUUUUGAAGAAUCAUUGAUACAUAUCUAAAUGUCUAAUCUAAUCGAUAAUCUGAUACCAAAACCAUAUUGUGAAUGUAUUAUGAAUAUAUAAUAUUUAAAUAAAUAUUCAAUAUUU